CACAAUAAAACAUUCCGCUGUCAGCCAGUACACCGGCUGUACUGAAGUAGCCGCUGGACCACAGAGGCCCUCGCAGACACACGCAAAAGACCUACUUUAAAAAAAACCGCUGACGCUACUUAUGUCAUCAGCCGCGAAAGGGAACCUGCCCGGGUAAUAACGCAUCUGACCCGGAGUCCGUGCAGGGUAAAGUCGGGGGAGACGGACAGGAAAAAAAACAACAACAAAAAAAACAAAAAAACAAAACAAAGAUGGCUGUGUAGCCAGAGAGACGAGUCCCAGCAGAACUGUCUCCAGCCGUGGACUUUAAUCACCGACAGCUCCCGCGGGUCCCGCGGACGGUCGCCCGGUACCGGAGCAGGGAGGUUAGAUGAGCAGCCGAGCUGGGCCGCCGCCGGGCAUCGUCGCGAUCUGCUGUCAUUGCGAAUAACGGCGUCGAGAGCACAACAACAGCUGAGAGACGCCUGAGUUGUUUUUGUUCUGCCUCGGCAGAGGGAGAGGACCGCUGUGUUUUUGUCAACGUAGCUAGCCGCGUAGUCCGCUAGCCUCACUGUGAGUCAACAACAACAACUAGUUAAACGUUUAAUUAAGUCAUAAUAACGUUUUUUUUUUCGUUAUUACGCAAUCGUUUGCUUGUUAAGUUGGUGUAGUUCGUAAGUUACCGUAAGCCUGCAUCAGUUGUGACAGCCUGCUGCUGUAGCGUUAGCCUAGCUAACGCUAGCUAGCUGUCAGCUGACCGUUAGCUUGACAGCUCGUAUGCUAGCCCCCGAGCUAACCUGCUAAUACUCCGGUUCGGGCUGCUCGCGGCGGGUACAUCUCACAGAUUUCUAGACGGUGGUCGCCAUGUCUUCACUGGAAGAGAGAGACGUGGGCGGUGUGGCCGCCCCUGGCUCCUCCUCGGCCGGCAUGGGGGCCGGGGCCGUGGGGGCAGCGGUGGAGGCUAUCGCCGGGGUCGCGGCCAUGCAGGAGGAGGUCGGAAUCCGGCGAGAAGGGCCCGAGCCGGACCCGGACGAGCCACCACCCAAGAAGAGGGCGAGGGUGCCCGAGGGAGAGUCAGGAAAGCUGGAGGAGAGACUGUACUCAGUGCUGUGCUGCACCGUGUGCCUAGACUUACCCAAGGCGUCUGUAUACCAGUGUACAAAUGGACACCUGAUGUGUGCUGGCUGUUUCAUCCAUCUCCUGGCGGAUUCUCGUCUCAAAGAGGAACAGGCCACGUGUCCCAACUGCAGGUGUGAGAUCAGCAAGAACCUCUGCUGCAGGAACCUGGCGGUGGAGAAAGCUGUCAGUGAGCUGCCGACAGAAUGCACCUUCUGCCUAAAACAGUUCCCCCGCUCCAGCUUAGAGAGACACCAGAAAGAGGAGUGCCAAGACAGGGUGACACAGUGUAAGUACAAGAGAAUUGGCUGCCCAUGGCAGGGGCCGUUCCACGAGCUGCCAGCACAUGAGAGUGAGUGCUCCCAUCCCACUAAGACUGGUACAGAGCUGAUGGGAAUACUGGGAGAGAUGGACCAGAACCACCGCAGAGACAUGCAGCUCUAUAACAGCAUCUUCAGCCUGCUCUGCUACGAAAAGAUCGGGUUUACAGGCCUCCACUUAUUCGUGCAUCCAGAGGUGCAGUUCAGGCCGUACCGCACCGAUGACUUCAUCACCCGUCUGUACUACGAAACCCCGCGCUUCACCGUCCUCAACCAGACGUGGGUGCUGAAGGCCCGCGUUAACGACUCGGAGCGCAACCCCAACCUGUCCUGCAAGCGCACGCUCUCCUUCCAGCUCAUCCUUAAAAGCAAGGUAAACUCGGCCCUGGAGUGCUCCUUCCUGCUGCUGAAGGGGCCGUACGACGACGUGCGGAUCAAGCCGGUCAUCCACCACCACUCUUUCUGCAACGACGCCAACGAGACCGACUACGUGCCGCUGCCCAUCUCCGAUUCGGUGGAGUGCAACAAACUGCUGGCCGCCAAAAACAUCAACCUGCGCCUGUUCAUCUUCCAAGUCCAAAAAUAAAGAGGGAACGAGGAGGAGGAGGAAGAUGGAAUGGACAAGGAAGAAGAAGGGUGAUGGAGGGCGAGGGGCUGAGAGAGUGGAGGGAUUUCAGAUUAAAGAGAGACACCACUGAACCACUGAUACCUCUUAACCCGUACACACACACACACACACACACACACGCACACACACUCACUCAAAUACACAAAUAUACUCACGCACACAUUCACGGAGGGUACACACGCCUAAAGACACACACACACACACACACACCACUAAUUACACUUACCUCCUUGUGAGACCCCUUGCCCGGGGAGCUGUGAGUUGCUAUGGAGAUGGGUGGGCAUUGCUACGGGGUUGAGGGGUGAAGUUGAACCUGCAAAGCCGGUUUGAGGUAAAGGAAUGUGGUUCUGGGACGGUUGGUGUGUACCUGCGCAGGCUCUCUUGAGGCCGGGUCGAGUCUGACCUUUCACCCCCUGACACCGGCAGCCAAAGGUAGCACACACACCAAACUAAGCAGGAUGUUCCGGGUGCACGUGUUGGGUAAAUGUGUGUGUGUGUGAGAGAGAGCGCGAGAGAGAGAGUUGUGACUGACUCUGGAGUGCGUCCCAAUCUCAUGUUGAAAUGCCCCAAAGAUGCGAUAAUGUGAAAACGGAGUAAGCUGAUCUUUGGACAUGUGAGCGGAUGUAAAGCGUGUGCGUGUGUGUGUGUGUUUGCCCCUUACCUCUGCCCACUUUAUGCCUGAUUCAGAUCAACAUUCUCUUUCUGUUCAAACAAAAGUGUUCAGUUUGUGUCUCGAAGCUUUGCCCAAACAGAGGAAAGAAAGCGUUACCCCGGCGACCCCCUUUUACCUUUCAACAAGAGGAGAGAUGGCCUGGCUGCAUGCAUAUUUUAGUUCUUCGACUUCUUCCUCCAGCAGAGGUUAUAUUUAACCUGCAACACUAAUACCAUUUUUAUUUCUCUUAACCCUUAAUAUUUAAGUACCUGUGAACUUUUUAUUUUAUUUUGUGUUUUAACGGGUGACUGGCUGCCUGUGUGAGUGUGUAAACAGUCAGAAACAAAACAAUCUUUUAAAGUCACGGCUGGAUUAGCAGCAGAAUGUCACCCCCCCCCCCCCCCCCCCCCCCAAAAAAACCCAGGUUCACUUUGCGUCAGCUGCUUUUUGGGCAUUUAAUGAUUUCACUCAAAACAGCUGGGUCCUGCAUGACUAGAGACCCUGCACCGUUAUUAUUUCAGUAUAGAGCACGACGUUCUCAGUCAUUAAAGCUGGAUUCAUAAAUUAGCCAGGUCAACUUAGUGCAUCUAUAUCAGUAUCUGUGUAUAUGUGGGUCAAUAACUAACAAUACAGUACAGAAAGUACAGAAAUACAGAAAUAUGUUGGAGAUUAUUCAGAAACUGUCAGUGGUACAGUUUGCCCAGCAGAGAGCACUGAAACGUUUCUUCUGAAAGAAAAUGUCCCGCUGUGUGUGUGUGACAAGGCUUUAAAAGAAAAAUCGAACGGAUCUGCAGUGAGACGGAUUUUUUUAUAUGUAUUUGUAAAAUAAUAUUCAUAUUUAAAAAUACCUGUUUAUCGAUUCCAAAGAUCGAGUCUUGCUACAGUAGUUGUAUCCCUAAACAUGUAUUUUAUCGCUAACAUGAGAGCAAGACUGCAGAAUCCUUUUCUUUUAAAUAGAAUCAAAAUGUUAAAAAUAUCAGAAAUCAAUGUAAAAAAAUUAAAUGACCACAAACUAACUGACCUACAGAAAACCAGGGUUUCCCAGUCCAGCGGUACUGCUCGGAUGCAUUUGUGAAAUAUAUGAAAUAAGGAUGCCAUCAGCAGUGUGAGAUGUGUGCACUAGAUGGAUGGACUCGAAGGACGAGUCGACAACCCGAAGUGUCUCGGGACCAUCUGGACUUCUUCGUCUGUUCUGAGCUCGACGGCCCUCUGGAGACGUCUCUGGAUAUCAGAGUUUGGGUGGUGAUGGAUGGUGUGUGUGUGUCUGUGUGUUUGAGACAGGGGGGAUGUUUUCCGUUUUUUUUUUUUUUUUUACCUCACCACGAUGACAUAAGUGUUCAUUUGAACGACAACGAGAAGAUAUAACUUAAGUAGAUUCUACUGUUAAGCGGAUACAUCUCUCUCCUCCUGACCUCUACUUCCUGUAUUUCUGUGUUUUAAUGCUUCGUCUCUAUGCCAGUGGACUCACUCAUCUCACUAUGGCUGUACAUGUGCCUUUUAUUAAAGAUCAUGAAACCUGCA
This is a messenger RNA of Gasterosteus aculeatus aculeatus (three-spined stickleback), 4216 nucleotides long. The record is from RefSeq and is a predicted model, not a curated record. NCBI's taxonomy places the organism in Eukaryota, Metazoa, Chordata, Actinopteri, Perciformes, Gasterosteidae.